Molecule: messenger RNA, 846 nt
Organism: Opisthocomus hoazin
Lineage: Eukaryota; Metazoa; Chordata; Aves; Opisthocomiformes; Opisthocomidae
Source: RefSeq, a predicted model, not a curated record
AUGAGGAGCCGGCAGCGGACGUUUGCAGCGGUGAUGCGCCUGCUCCUCAAGUGCCUACGCCGUAUCCCGCCUGUGUUUGUGGCACUGGUGAUCGGGCUGACAAGCUCCAUCGUGGCCAUUGUGUACAUCUGCCUGCUGCCCCUCAUCCUGCAGACCUACACUCCUGCCUGGAUCUGCUGGCACCUCGCCUACGGACACUGGAACCUCAUAAUGAUCGUCUUCCACUACUACAUGGCCAUCACCACCUCACCCGGGCAUCCACCGCAGGCCAAGGACGGCCUCACCGGCGUCUCCGUCUGCAGGAAAUGCAUUGCCCCCAAGCCAGCUCGCACCCACCACUGCAGCAUCUGCAACAGGUGUGUGCUGAAGAUGGACCACCACUGCCCCUGGCUAAACAACUGCGUGGGACACUACAACCACCGCUACUUCUUCUCCUUCUGCCUGUUCAUGACCAUGGGCUGCAUCUACUGCAGCAUCAGCGGCUGGGAGAUGUUUCGGGACGCCUACGCAGCCAUCGAGAGAAUGAAACUGCUUGAGAAGGAGAGACUGCAGGUGGCUGCCAACCAGACAUACUACCAGACCCCACCGCCCAUCUUCUCCUUCCGCCAGCGAGCUUUCCACAAGAGCGUGGUCUACCUCUGGGUGCUGUGCAGCUCAGUCGCGCUGGCCCUGGGUGCCCUCACGCUGUGGCACGCUGCCCUCAUCACCCGCGGGGAAACCAGCAUCGAGCGGCACAUCAACAGGAAGGAGAGGCAGCGGCUGCAGAAGAAGGGCAAGGUCUUCAUGAACCCCUACAGUAGCUGGGAUAACUGGAAGGUGUUCCUGGGCGUGGACUUGCCAAGGUAA